Puccinia triticina is the source of this 294-nucleotide messenger RNA. RefSeq lists its product as uncharacterized. The record is from RefSeq and is a predicted model, not a curated record. Lineage: Eukaryota; Fungi; Basidiomycota; Pucciniomycetes; Pucciniales; Pucciniaceae. The transcript has 2 exons. Bases 1 to 294 code for a protein of 97 amino acids.
AUGCUCUCUGGCAAAACCACUCGCGCAGACCAAAUCGAGCAACUGCUGGAAUCUAAGAUUGCCCAAGCAUCCGACCCUCCAUCCGCAAACACUGUGAUCCUGAUCAAUGACGCGCUGCUGGGACUGUCUCGGGCUGCGUACGAUGGCGACGCCAAUCUCGACCAAUUUCCUCCAUAUCCUGGAGACUACGACCACUGCAGUCCUCACCAGCCUACUAUCAACUUCCCCAUGGGAAAGACCAUCAAUGUCGGCGUCUUGCAGCGUCUCAACUUGCAACCCUCAGUUUCAUGUUGA